UUUUUUGGGAGGAGGGAGAUCUGCGCCUAAGAGAAAAUGAGAAAGCUCGUCGUGAAGGUGCUCUGCUUUGCUGCCUGCGUUCUCUCCAGCCGCUGCACUCCGGCGCCGGACACCGAAGCCCAGACGGUGUCUCCUCGGGACACUUGCGCGUCUUGCGGCCUCGGCCAGCCGGACGAGUCGAGGCGGAUGGACGGGGACUUCUUGGAGGCUGUGAAAAGGCACAUCCUGAGCAGACUGCAGAUGAGGGACCGACCCAACAUCACCCACCCCAUACCAAAGGCGGCGAUGGUGACCGCGCUGCGGAAGCUGCACGCCGGGAAAGUGCGCGAGGACGGCAGGGUGGAGAUCCCCAACCUGGACGGGCACGCCAGUUACACCAAUGAAGUGGAGGAGGAAACUUCGGAGAUCAUCAGCUUCGCGGAGACAGAUGAACUACUGUCAUCCAAGUCCAGCCUUUUCUUUGUGAUCUCCAAUGAGGGCAACCAGAACCUCUAUGUGUCCCAGGCCAACCUGUGGCUCUAUUUCAAGCUGCUGCCUAUCUCAUCAGAGAAGGGCUCUCGCAGAAAGGUCACAGUCAAGGUGUACUACCAGGAGCCAGGCCUGGGUAGCAAAUGGAACCUGGUGGAGAAGCGUGUGGACCUCAAACGCAGCGGCUGGCACACAUUCCCACUGACAGACGCUGUGCAGCUGGUCUUCUCCAAAGGCGAGAGGCGGCAGAACCUGGACAUUCGCUGCGAGGGGUGUGAGGCUGCGGGUGUUCUACCGGCAUUGGUCAACUCGGCAGAUGAGGCGCACCGGCCAUUCUUGGUGGUCCGAGCACGGGCGGUGGAGGACAGCAAGCACCGCAUACGCAAGCGCGGCCUGGAGUGCGAUGGCAGUAGCAGCCUGUGCUGCCGGCAGCAGUUUUACAUCGACUUUCGCCUCAUCGGCUGGAAUGACUGGAUCAUUGCCCCCUCGGGAUACUUUGGUAACUACUGUGAGGGCAACUGUCCAGCGUACAUGGCGGGGGUUCCUGGGUCAGCUUCCUCUUUCCACACAGCUGUGGUCAACCAGUACCGCAUGCGGGGCAUGAGCCCAGGCUCCAUGAACUCCUGCUGCAUCCCCACCAAGCUAAGCACCAUGUCCAUGCUGUACUUUGACGACGAGUACAACAUCGUCAAACGGGACGUGCCCAAUAUGAUCGUGGAAGAGUGUGGUUGUGCUUGAGCUGGGGACAUUUAGAGGAAUAGUGUGUGGAAAAAAUCUAAUUUACUCAUUUAUUUUUCAAAUUAUGACAAUUUCCUUGCCUCAAAUGUAGGUAUCAGUCAAAAACAGCUGUCCAACGUUUGCUUCUGAAGUUUUGCUGGAGCUACGAGGCUAAUGUGGCUUAUAAGUAAAGGAUGCUGUACCCAACAUUUAACAUUAUACAAACUGCACACAUUUGUUUCAAACUAUGCAGAGCUGUUGAGUAAUCUAAAAAAGAUUCGUUUACAUGAUUUCUGACAAUGAAACACAAAAUGUUGUCUAGGAAAAUGGGCAAAAUCAGGUACACGAAUGGGAACACUGUUUUCUGCAACUUUUGUUUUGAUUUUAUUGAUAACCAUAAAGCAAACAGUGUCUGAAACCUCAUAAAUAAGGCAAGCUUGUUAACAGGCAUAUCAUUUGAACAAUGCUAACUAGCAGGCUAUAAGCUUGGUAUAUUACUUGGUAGCUGCAUUAGCUUCUUAGCUUCAGUGCAAAAUUAAAGAACAGGCUAAUGAUGCUAAUAAGUAAUGGAUGCUAGUACUGAACAAUUUACAUUAUAUAAACUGCACACAUUUGUUUCAAACCAUGCAGAGCUGUUAAGUCAUCUCAAAAAGACUUGCGUAUGUGGUUUCUGACACUGAAAUACAAAGUAUUGUCUGUAAAAAUGGACAAAUUCAGACACAUGAAUGCUAUGAUUGUUUUCUGCUAAUUUUGUCAUAGUUGUAUGACAAUUUUACUGAAUAUCGUGUAUCAGACAGUUUUUGAAACAUCAUAAACUGUUUGACUCAGCAAACAGACAAGUUUGAACAAUGCUAACUAGCAGGCUAUAAGAUUCCAUUACUUGUUAGCUACAUUAGCCUCUUAGCUUCAGUGCCACACUAAAGAAGAAAAGUUCAGACACCAAACAUGCCUUGACUGAGGACUCCAUGGAGGAGAGGGGGAUUGUGUCAAUUAGAUUUUCCACUGAACUAUUGCUUUAAAACAGAGACUGGUGACUUUCAGGGAGAUCUGAAAGGAACACAGAAGAAUUUCAGUACAAAAGUGAUAUUUAUGAACAUCUGCAAACAUAUCCGUGUACACGUCUGCAUUUACGUGCACACUUACACCUACGCUUCCAUGCAUGCACAAACUUUUGUACAUAUAUUUAUAUUCGUUAAUAUCUUUCUGGUAGAAGCAUUUAUCAGUUCGCCUAUCAUGUGAUUCAGUCUUAUUUUACGAGCGCAGGUUUGUAUAAUAGGUCUCGAGGUUAAAGGGACGACGCCGUUUUGAUACAGGUUUUGCUUUGUUUCGUUCGCCAUUUCUUUUCUUCUCUCCUCUAAGCGGACUAUACUGGGGAACGGAAAAGAGAAGAGCCUUAGGAAACGACUGACCAGAGGUUUUCUUGGACCUUUUCAUCUGCGUCCAUCUGUAUAACUGCCCACAAUGGUAUGCAAAAGCACUGGCUAGGACUCCACUUACUCCAUUCAACAGCAGCACUUGCCAUAACCAGUCCGUCAUAUCACCAAGGUGAAGACCAAGGCUUUCCAACACAAUAUUCAUCUGGGUUUUCCUUUCUCAAAAGCGUCCAGGUGAUCAUGGAUUGCUUCCCAAACGGCACCCAAGUGGCCCUCAUUGUCUCAGAUAUGCUGCAUUUUUUAAACGUUCUUCACUACAGCGGAACAUGAGCAGACAUUCCACCUCUUCCAGGCACUGGGGCCAUUUAUAAAGCAUGAAAUGUGGCUUUAGUUUUUUAGUUUUUUUUGUUAUGCUUCAAGCCUAUCUUGGAGCAGGAUUUGCUUAUUCAUGUGACAAGCUGUAAACAGUGUGCGGGGAAUGAUUACCUCUGCAGAACACUAAAACAGUGCCCUUGGAAAAAGGAAAACACUUCCAAAAGUACUUAAAACAACUGAAGCGUAUUAUAUCUUCACUUCUCUCAAGUUGCCAUAUUGUUCAGUUGGCUACGGGUGCAGCAUCGCACUUGGAAAAGAAAAAAAGAAAAAACAAACAAAAAAAAAACAAAAAAAAAAAGAGGAAAAACACCCUAAAUGCACAUUUUAUAGCACUUGCUGAUUGAAAUGCCUUUAAAGGGUAUCCAGUGGCGCACCUGUGCUUGCUCACAAUCCUUUUCAAAUAAGUGCCGCAUGAACUAUGCAAUGUAUAGUACCAACCCACACCGGACAGACUGAACCUUAGCUACUAGUCGUAAACUCUUUUUCAAUACUUGAAACGUCUUUCGCUUCCUUCUCCAAGCGAAUGGUUGUUACAAUGUUUGCACUGAAAAAAAAAAAAGUCGCAUUAUUAGUUAAAGAAAGAAAAAAAAACUGCCAUUGAAAUAAAAAAAAAGUUAUUUUUAUAAAA
Messenger RNA from Pygocentrus nattereri (red-bellied piranha), 3561 nucleotides. RefSeq names its product inhibin beta B chain-like. Bases 37 to 1206 code for a protein of 389 amino acids. The transcript is spliced from 2 exons. Lineage: Eukaryota; Metazoa; Chordata; Actinopteri; Characiformes; Serrasalmidae. Gene Ontology annotation, molecular function: growth factor activity; cytokine activity. Gene Ontology annotation, biological process: SMAD protein signal transduction; BMP signaling pathway. Gene Ontology annotation, cellular component: extracellular region. The record is from RefSeq and is a predicted model, not a curated record.